AUGCGGCCAGUAAUUGAAUACUUUCUUUGCGUCGUGGCAACGCCACUGUUGAGCGAGUUCCCGCUUCACAUUCUCGAGCUGGUCGAUCAAAAGGACGGAAUCACACCCACCCACGAAAGCAUCUCGUACCAGAAGGACUCCGAGCAUGGCGCCAGGCACUCGUCGGACUUCAACUCAGCACCGCAUUGCACCAAUGACAACAAUGACCUCACUGGUGCGGACGCAAGCGGGCAGAGAAACGGGGCUUAUCGAAUCUUGUUGGCCAUCGUUGCGGUUCCUCAUCUUUACAUGCUGUGGCGGGUCAUUCCAUUCACCUGCAAGAUGCAGAUCAGCAGGCAUGAAUCUUUGCUGUUCUAA
This is a messenger RNA of Cladophialophora immunda, 357 nucleotides long. RefSeq lists its product as uncharacterized. The record is from RefSeq and is a predicted model, not a curated record. The transcript has a single exon. Lineage: Eukaryota; Fungi; Ascomycota; Eurotiomycetes; Chaetothyriales; Herpotrichiellaceae. Bases 1 to 357 code for a protein of 118 amino acids.